Cucurbita maxima (winter squash) is the source of this 3204-nucleotide messenger RNA. Its product is annotated as homeobox-leucine zipper protein HDG11-like. Gene Ontology annotation, molecular function: lipid binding; DNA binding; DNA-binding transcription factor activity, RNA polymerase II-specific. The record is from RefSeq and is a predicted model, not a curated record. The coding region runs from base 757 to 3045 and encodes 762 amino acids. The transcript is spliced from 11 exons. Gene Ontology annotation, biological process: regulation of DNA-templated transcription. NCBI's taxonomy places the organism in Eukaryota, Viridiplantae, Streptophyta, Magnoliopsida, Cucurbitales, Cucurbitaceae.
AUGAAAGUCGGAAAGUGAAUAAUUUGCAUUAGAAAUGGUGAAUGAUUGAUGCAACAAAAAGCAAAUUGAAGGAAACCGGAAGAAAAGGGAAAAGGCGAAGAUUUGAAUAUCAAAAUUUUCCAUUUCAACCAUUUCAAACGUCUGACGCCGAAUUGAAUAUGCUCCUAUUUCCCACCGAGACCAAAAUUCCAGUUGUGAUUCGUGUUGGUGAAGAAUUUCUUAGUUUUCUGACACAAUCCGGAGCUUGAAAGAGCAAAAGAAAAGAAUCCUUCAUCUUUUUCUUUACUGUUUUGGAUCCCUCAAUUCGUUUUCGUCAUUAUCUUAUCUUCAAUUGUUGUUUUUAGCAGUGCGAUACGAAAUGAUUCACAGGAAAUUGAAGUUCAACAACGUAGCAUGGGGAAUCAACCUCAGAUUCUUCGUCCUUCCUCUCAUUCCAUUGGCUCCCUUUCUGCAUUUGGUACUUUCUCUCUCUGGAAUUCAAUUUCUCUCUCCCGUACCCUCUUUUUCGCCGCUUUUUGGAUGUUUUCUUCUGUCGAGUGAACAAGUGGACUUCAUUGGUUUCACUUUUUCUUGCUGAAAUCUGCAAGAACUUUGCCAGAGGAAAAGAGAGAGAGAGAGUGUGUUGCACAUACCAAUUAACCCCGAAAAAUACCAAAUCCAAUACCCAACUCAGGGAUAUCUCUCCAUUUAUUGCGUUUGUUUUGGUGUUGAUUUGGUAUCCUUAUUUGGAAAUUGGACUCGACCCUCACUGGAUGGAUGCUAUGCAUUCUAUUUAUCCUGUCUGUGAUUUUCAAUGUUGUUUACAAACGAGUACAGGCUGCGCUACUAAAAGUUUUCGCGGCUCCCGUUUGUGGGAAUUUCAAGUUCUACUUCUUCCGUUUAGUGGAUAUCUCUUACUGGUUGGUCAGGAUGGAUUUUAUGAUGGAAGGUCGUGGGAGUUAUGGCGGUGGGUCAGGUGAUGAACAAGAAGCUUCUAAUGAUCGCAAGGGGAAAAAGACUUACCAUCGUCAUAAUCCUUACCAGAUUCAGCAACUUGAAUCAUUUUUCAGGGCAUGCCCACACCCUGAUGAAAAUCAGCGGCGCCAGCUGAGUCGAGAGCUUGGUCUUGAGACCAAACAGAUCAAAUUUUGGUUUCAAAACAAGAGGACUCAAACUAAGACUCAGAAUGAGCGAGCAGACAACUCUUCACUUCGGACAGAGAAUGAAAAGAUUCAAUGUGAAAAUCUUGCAAUUAGAGAAGCAUUGAGGAAUGUCAUCUGUCCAUCCUGUGGCGGUCCACCGUUUGGCGAAGAAGAACGGCAGCGCAAUCUCCAUAAACUGCGUCUUGAAAACGCUCACUUAAAAGAAGAGCAUGAAAAAGUGUCUAACCUUCUUGCCAAGUACAUUGGAAAACCGAUAUCACAACUUGAAUCACUAUUGCCUGUUCUUGGAUCUUCACUCGAUUUGUCACCGAGAAGUUCCCUUACCCAAAUAGUUCUAAGUCCUGCAGUGAAUCUUAUGUCUGAUCCUGUAAUAUUAGAUAGAACAGCAACACCUUAUCAAUCAAGAGGUAUUAAUGAUUUGGAAAACGCUCUCAUGAUGGAAACUGCUGCAACUGCCUUGGAAGAGUUAAUCAGACUUUUGAGGAUCGAUGAGCCUUUGUGGAUGAAGAUCCUCAAUGACGGGAGGGGUGUUCUUAAUCGUGACAGCUAUGAAAAAAUAUUUCCUAGACCCAAUCACUUCAAAUCUUCUAACGCUCGUACUGAAUCCUCGAAAGCUUCAGGAGUGGUGACAAUGAGUGCAAUGCAAUUGGUUGAUGCUUUUUUAGAUGCGGAUAAAUGGGCGGAUCUUUUUCCAACUGUCAUUAUAAAUGCAGAGACGUUUCAUAUUAUUGACCCCGGGAUGCCUGGAAAUCGCAGUGGCGCUUUGCAGUUGAUGUAUCAACAAAUGCACAUAUUUUCACCACUUGUGUCGCCUCGAGAUUUCUGCUUCCUUCGACAUUGUCAGCAGAUCGAGCAUGGUGUCUGGGUAAUAGUGGACGUUUCAUAUGAAUUUUUGAAGGAUUGUGUCACAUCUGCCCGCUGCUGGAGGCUUCCUUCUGGGUGCAUGAUUCAAGAAAUGCCCAAUGGUUGCUCUAAGGUUACCUGGGUCGAGCAUGUGGAAGUGGAUGAUAAAACACAAACCCACCGGCUAUAUCGGGAUCUUGUGUUCAAUACUACGGCAUAUGGAGCUGAACGAUGGGUUUUCACUCUUCAAAGGAUGUGUGAGAGAUUGGCUUACACAUUCAGGGAUUGUGCACCUAGCCAUGAACUUGGAGGAGUGUUAACUUCUAAUGAAGGUAGGAGGAGCAUCAUGAAGCUGUCACACAGAAUGGUAAAAAAUUUCUGUGGCGUACUGAGCAUGUCAGGUAAAUUAGAUUUCCCCCAGCUAUCCGAAGUGAACAACAGCGGUGUUCGAAUCUCUGUUCGGAUUAGCUCCGAGCUGGGGCAGCCCAGUGGGACAAUCGUUAGUGCAGCGACAUCCCUUUGGCUUCCCCUACAACCUGAAAGCAUCUUCAAUUUCUUCAAGGAUGAAAAGGCCAGAGUUCAGUGGGAUGUUCUGUCUAAUGGAAGCCCAGUACAUGAAAUUGCACACAUCUUAACAGGAGUUCAUCCCGGAAACUCGAUAUUGAUAAUUCGGCAGCCGUUCGUCCCUACUGAGAACAACAUGCUGAUUCUUCAAGAAAGCUGCAUAGAUCCACUAGGAUCCUUGGUCAUUUAUGCACCCAUCGACAUGCCUGCUAUGAACAUUGCAACAAGCGGUCAGGACCCAUCGGAGAUACUGAUACUUCCAUCGGGGUUCGUAAUCACGGGGGAUGGCCGUUCUCAUUCAGGAGUCGGAGCUUCAACCAGUGCAACCUCGGGGAGGCCGAGCGGGUCUCUGUUAACGGUAGCGUUCCAGAUAUUGGUGUCGAGUGUAUCGUCUUCAAAACAGCUGAAUGUGGAGUCUGUAGCAACAGUGAAUACUCUCAUCAGUGCCACAGUUCAGAGGAUAAAGGCUGCGUUGAAUUGCUCUGGCUUGGAUUGAUUUUUUUUUUGUGUUGUAGGAACUUGUUGGGCUAUUUUACAAGCAGGUCUUAGUUGCUUCUUUAAUUUUAGAACUUCACUGUUUCAUUAGAGUGAUUCUUUUCUUUGUAUUGUGACAAAUAUUAUAAUCAUUUUAUUAACAUUAUAAUUUGAAUGUUUA